Molecule: messenger RNA, 1949 nt
Organism: Colletes gigas
Lineage: Eukaryota; Metazoa; Arthropoda; Insecta; Hymenoptera; Colletidae
Product: DNA helicase MCM9-like
Exons: 12
Coding region: 41-1918 (625 amino acids)
Biological process (GO): DNA replication; double-strand break repair via homologous recombination
Cellular component (GO): nucleus; MCM complex
Molecular function (GO): ATP hydrolysis activity; ATP binding; single-stranded DNA binding
Source: RefSeq, a predicted model, not a curated record
GUUGUAACCACGAAUCGUGUCCAUAGAGUAAACGUUCAAGAUGUUAGAAAAUUAUUUACUAAAGAAUCAUUUGGGUGACUUGGAGGAGAUUUUAAACGCAAUGGACGUCAAUAUUUUCUAUUCGAUCCACGUAAAUUUUGUAUCGCUAUUCGAAGCAGACGCCGAUGUAGCGCAAAAAAUUCUGCGUUACCCUAGGCAUUAUUUGCCAAUGUGCGAUGAGGCAGCAAUAAAAACACAAGAACAAAUAGCAAAGCCAGAGCAAAGUGUGAAGAAAAGAGUACGUAUCAGAGUUACAGCCGUACCAGUCACGGUGGACCAAGGGCAGAUAGGACAACUGGUUUCAACCAGUGGCAUUGCGGUGAAAAUAUCACAGCCAACUGUGCUAAAGCUUACUCAAAGAUACAGUUGUAAAAAGUGCAAACAUGUCGCUCUUAUUAAAUACCAGUGGGAAAUACAAAACUUUAUAGAUAUUUCUGAAUGCGAAUCUUGUCAUGCAACAAAAUUAACAACCCUCACAGAUUUUGAUCUAGAAGAUUCAUCUGAUUAUCAGGAGAUAAGAAUUCAAGAUAAAGGCAGAGUAGACACCAACAGGUCUUUUGCUGAAGAAAUGCAGAUCAUCUUAUUGGAUGAUUUGGUAGAUAAGUGUAGGCCAGGGGAUAAUAUUGAAAUUAGUGGUGUAGUUGUACGGAUAUGGGGACAAUUAGAAGUAGGCGAGCGUUCGGAAGCAACGACCAUUAUGUUAGCAAACAGUGUCUCGGUACGUCGUAAAUUAUCCGAAACAGCGUCUACCCAAGAGAUGAGAGACAUUUUCAAGAAUUAUUGGAAGCAAUAUACUGAUAAUCCUUUACUUGGUAGAGAUAAUAUUUUAGCAUCAAUUUGCCCCCAGCUUUAUGGGAUGUAUACAGCAAAAUUAGCGUUGGCUAUCGUUCUAGCUGGUGGUGUGCCAAAGUGUAAUGAAAGCGGGUCACGGGUACGAGGUGAGCCACAUCUUCUUUUAAUCGGCGAUCCCGGAACUGGCAAGUCGCAAUUGCUUCGCGCGGCGUCCCGUCUGGCUGCAAGAUCGGUUCUUACAACCGGCAUUGGAUCAACAGCAGCUGGACUUACAGCGACUGCUGUUAGAGAUUCGGACGGUUGGCAUUUGGAAGCUGGAGCCUUGGUGUUAGCUGAUGGCGGAGUCUGUUGCGUAGAUGAGUUCACGACAAUGAGUUCACAGGAUAGGACUUCCGUGCACGAGGCCAUGGAACAACAAACGAUAUCAAUUGCCAAAGCUGGGUUAGUAAGUACGCUAAACUCUAGAUGUUCGGUCAUUGCAGCUAUUAAUCCAAACGGCGGCCAAUUUAAUGACGAAGAAGAAUGGGAGACGAACUUAGGGAAUCCCCUUUUGUCACGGUUUGAUUUAAUACUUCUUUUAAAAGACAACAGAAACCCGGAAUGGGACAAACUGACGUCAGAUCACAUUUUGAGAGCCGCUUACGAAAUUAGAGAAAACACAGCACAAACACAUUCGAAAAAUCAUAUUGAGCUUUUGAAAUCAGAAGGUCUCUGGAAAGAAGACACUUUACGAGAGUAUUUGGCGUAUAUACAUUCUUUGCAUCCGGUAUUGACGAAAGAAGCUGAACAGGUUCUUAGGGCGGCUUAUCUUUAUCAUAGAUCUCACCCAGAUAGAAGGGAAGAGAGAACAACAGUACGACUUCUAGAUAGUCUUAUUAGAUUAGCUGAAGGCCACGCGAAAUUAAUGUAUAAAUCAAAAAUUGAACUUAUGGAUGCCGUAUACGUAGUUAAAUUAAUUGGAACAGAAACUACCUUCGAGACAGAUCUCGGUUGUCCGUUUCCAACAGAUCCUAUGGCGGUAUACAGGACUGAAGCUAAAAAGUUAUUACGGAUCAUUGGCUUAGAACAGCUGAUAAAUUUGUUGUAAAUAUUUCCAAAAACGUAAAACCUGUGAUCGA